Sphenostylis stenocarpa is the source of this 492-nucleotide messenger RNA. The record is from the annotation of a GenBank genome assembly. NCBI's taxonomy places the organism in Eukaryota, Viridiplantae, Streptophyta, Magnoliopsida, Fabales, Fabaceae.
AUGAGUUCUUCUCCGCAUCGUUCUCGCGGCGACGGCGAGAAAAGACCCAGGUUUUUCGACUCAAACGCCAAGACUAUCUGUUGGUCGAAGGCUGAUACUGUCCCCGGUCGUCACCCUGAGAGGUGGCGCAAAGACGCCGCCGGUAACAUUGUCUGCAAACGUUUCUACAACUGCAUCGGCUGCCUCUGCUACGAGUACGAUCACAUCAUUCCCUUUUCUAAAGGUGGUGAGUCCACCGCAGAUAAUUGUCAAAUACUUCAAUCAAGAGUUAAUAGACUAAAAUCGGACAAAUAUAACAUUGAUUCAGACCAAUUGAAAGAAUACUCUUGUGAGGUUAAUUUUACUGAUAAGGAGCUUGAUAUAAUUGAAAUGGCUGUUUACGGUGAUGUGAUGCGGCCAGGAAACCAGUGUCGUUGCAGAACUAUUGCUGAAAAGCUUGGCAAAUUCAAAUCAAAAGAGGACAAAGAUGCUUGUAAGUUGCCAGAGGGAUGA